This is a messenger RNA of Tachysurus vachellii, 3815 nucleotides long. It is a transcript of the gene tcerg1a, whose product is annotated as transcription elongation regulator 1a (CA150). Gene Ontology annotation, cellular component: nucleus. The transcript has 21 exons. Gene Ontology annotation, molecular function: RNA polymerase binding; transcription coregulator activity. The record is from RefSeq and is a predicted model, not a curated record. The coding region runs from base 74 to 3088 and encodes 1004 amino acids. Lineage: Eukaryota; Metazoa; Chordata; Actinopteri; Siluriformes; Bagridae.
UGGUGCACGUGGUGUAGCUGUGGGCCGUUACUACCGGAAAUGCGUCACUCUGGUGUUUUGUUGUGUUCCUGUAAUGGCGGAACACACGGAGGGAGAAAGCGUUGGGUUUAGUGCCAACAGCAGUAGGAUGGCGCAGCAAUCAGCCCCCCGGUUCCCCGGCGCUGUCCCUCCUGUGACUGGGGCAUUACCUCGUAGGCAGCCGUUACUAAGCACUCCCUCCACACCGCCGUUCACGGUGAUGAGAGGCCCAGCUCCAGCAGCACGAGCCCCGUUCGCACGGAUGCCCUUUGACCCCAGUGUCCCCCCGCCGGUGGGAACCGCCCAUUUACAGAGACCACCGUUCAUUCCACCUCCUGUAAAUGCCAUGCCUCCUCCUCCCGGAAUCAUCUUCCCUCCCGGUAUUCCACCUUCGGCUUCACCUGCUGCUGCUUCUCUCACCUCUACAGAAGAGAUCUGGGUAGAAAACAAGAGUCCAGAAGGAAAGGUGUAUUACUAUAACGCACGCACACGAGAGUCGGCUUGGGCAAAACCAGAGGGUGUGAAGGUGAUCCAACAGGUGGAACUCACGCCCCUGAUGAUGAGCCAGGCUGCAGGAGUGGCCUCCAGCAGCCCCAGUCCUUUAAACAACCUCCCAGCAACAGCUGCUGCAUCCUCAAAUACUACACACAUCACCCAGGCUUGUUCCACAGUCAUGAGCUCCACCUCCACCCCCAGUACGAAUGUUGUCUCGCCUCUUCUCCCCACACCUGGAACAGUUCCAGAAGGCACAGAUCUGUCAUCCGCGGUAACUGUCGCCCACACUGUGGCCAUUACCCCCGUAGUUGCUGUCAAUGCCCCUGCAGGGGCAGUCACUGUCACAACUGGGCCACAGCCACUUUCUGUGGCAUUACCCCACACCGUGCCACAGCCCGCUGCAAUCCCAGCAUUCCCACCGGUCAUGGUGCCACCUUUCAGAGUGCCUCUGCCUGGAUUGCCCAUCCCACUACCCGGUGUAGCAAUGAUGCAGAUAGUCAGCUGUCCUUAUAUAAAGACUAUCUCUCCCAACAAGAAUGGUAUGCUUUCUGGCAUGGCACCUUCGCUUUUACCCAUGAUGCCUCCUCAGAUGACAGUAGCAGCAACCACGUCCCCACUGUCAGGAGGAGAUUGGUCAGAGUUUAAAACUGCAGAAGGGAAGUCAUACUAUUACAACAAACGCACACUGGAGACCACAUGGGACAAGCCUGAGGAGCUCAAAGACAAAGAAAAGGAGCUUGAUAAAGCAAAGGACACUGAAGAUACUCAGGAAACUGAGUUCAUGCAGGUGGACGAUGGGAGCCCCAUGAUUUAUCCACCUAUAGAGAAAAAGGAGGAGCCCAAGGAGGUAGAGAUGACUGAAGAAGAGAAGGUCGCUAAGAAAUCCAAACCUGUAGCCACCAACCCCAUUCCAGGCACACCAUGGUGUGUGGUUUGGACUGGGGAUGAUCGUGUGUUCUUCUACAACCCCACCACACGUAUGUCCAUGUGGGAAAGGCCGGAGGAGCUGGUGGGGCGAGCUGAUGUUGAUAAGAGUAUACAAGAGCCACCACAUAAGAGAGGCCAGGACAAUGGCCCUAAGUCAGUAAUUGUUAAGCAGGAACAAGAGCUUGCAGCUACAGAGGAUACAUCAGAGGAUGAGCCCAGCAGUGCCAAAAAAAGAAAAUUAGAGGAGAAAAUGGAGGCAGAUUUGGAGAAGGAAGCAGCAGUGGAGGCUGAGCUGAGAGCAGCGAGGGAGCGUGCUGUGGUUCCACAAGAGACUCGGAUGAAUCAAUUCAAAGACAUGCUACUAGAGAGAGGGGUUUCAGCAUUUUCUACAUGGGAGAAAGAGCUACAUAAGAUAGUCUUUGAUCCUCGUUAUCUGCUUUUGAACCCCAAAGAACGGAAGCAGGUAUUUGAUCAGUACGUAAAGACGCGUGCUGAAGAGGAGAGGAAGGAGAAGAAGAACAAGUUAAUGCAAGCUAAAGAGGACUUCAGGAGGAUGAUGGAAGAAGCCAGACUUGGUGUCAGAACCACGUUCAGCGAGUUUGCAACAAAGCAUGCUAGGGAUGCACGGUUUAAAGCUAUUGAGAAGAUGAAGGACAGAGAAUCCAUUUUCAUUGAGUUUAUGACAUCUCUCAAAAAGAAAGAGAAGGAGAACUCAAAGAACCGAGGAGAAAAGGUGAGACAGGACUUCUUCGAGUUGCUGUCUGAUCACCAUGUGGAUGGUCAGCAGCGCUGGAGCAAAGUUAAGGAGAAGAUGGAGACGGAUCCUCGGUACAAAGCAGUGGAGACUUCAGCUGCACGAGAGGAACUCUUCAAAAGCUUUGUGGAGAAGCUUGCCAAGAACUCAAACUCAGAGAAGGAAAAGGAGCUGGAGAAGCAGGCGCGGAUCGAAGCCAGCCUGAGGGAAAGGGAGCGGACGGUGCAAAGAUUUCGCUCUGAGCAGACCAAAGAGAUUGACCGUGAACGAGAGCAGCACAAACGAGAGGAGGCUGUGCAACACUUCAAAGCUCUCAUGUCUGAUAUGGUCAGAUCAUCAGAUGCCUCCUGGUCUGAAACACGACGUUCCCUGAGGAAAGACCACCGCUGGGAGACUUCUUCAUUGCUGGAGCGAGAGGAGAGGGAGAGGCUUUUUAAUGAGCACAUUGAGGCACUAGCUAAAAAGAAGAAGGAGCUGUUCCGCCAACUUUUAGACGAGACGCCUACGAUCACACUGACAUCGACAUGGAAGGAGGUGAAAAAGGGCAUCAAAGAGGAUCCAAGGUGUAUGAAGUUUUCUAGUAGCGAUCGGAAAAAACAGAGAGAAUUUGAAGACUAUAUUAAAGACAAGCACAUUUCAGCAAAAGCAGACUUCAGAACUCUGCUGAAAGAGACCAAGUUCAUCACAUACAAAUCUCGUAAGUUGAUACAGGAGUCUGAGCAGCACCUGAUGGACAUGACGAAGAUCCUGCAGAAUGAUAAACGCUAUCUGGUACUGGACUGUAUGUCUGACGAGAGACAUAAACUCAUCAUGGCAUAUGUGGAGGAGCUGGAGCGCAGGGGACCUCCUCCCCCUCCCACAGCCUUCGAACCUGCCCGGCGUUCCACCAAGUGAUCUAACUCAAAUACUCUCGUUCCAGAACUUUUUUUUCUCCCCCACUUUGGUACCAUUAUCUUCGUACGCUUCCUCAGAACAUCUGAGUAAACCAAGGCUGGUUGACUAGUGGAAGCAGGUGUGCUGAUGAACUUCUGUGAAAAUUCACCUCUUGCAUGAAUGACAGCUGAGAACAUCUGUCUAAAACGGUUAGAGAGGCAGUGCAACGAAUAUCCGUUCCAAGCCCAGAUGAACCCACCUGAUACCAUUAUGGUGUGAUGGAUUUGCAUUAGUUCUGCAGGGUUAACUGUGUUUGUAUUGUGCCGAGGAAAAUGCCCAGGAUCGAGAUAGACAGAGCAGCAAAGACCAUCUGUACUCCCUAUUCCACUCUUUUUAUCAGAACCUGUGGCCGAAUCAUAAUCCAUUAAAUUUGCUUUGAUUUUUGUACACAGUUUAUCUUUAAUAUUUGCAACUGCAGUCCUCCACUGUGUCCUUCAUCUACUGAAGCACCUCGGUUCAUCUCUCGUUUUAACUCACAACUUGUGUAAAAAGAUAUUUUUUAAAUAAUGGAUGGGUGUUGAUUCCUGAUUCAUUACCACAUGUAAUAGUCUGUGCAAGCAGUGACCAAGCCAGUCUGCUGCUAAUGGGGUUUAAUUUAAUUGAUCAAAUGUUUUUGAAAAGAUGACCAUAUUUUGUAGCAUCAGUGUUUCUGUACAAGUUGACUGGAAUAAAAGCGACCUAUUUUUUA